AAGUCGGUAGCAAGUGAAAACUAAAACACAGAUAUAUUAUAACAAGUCAAAAACUACUAAAACAGUUCGACCAAAACUCAAAACGAGUUCAUGAAUAAAUCUCAAGUGAGUUUCUGAUGAUAUAAUUGAAUUAAACUCACAAAGAUGAAUUACUGUGUUGUUCCUGAUUUCAAAAUGGAUGAUGAUUAUUAUGAUAUUCCUUCUGCUAUUUUCAACAAGAAAUCCACAAUAGCAGAUGAAGAAAUCAUGGAGCUAGUAUGGCAAAAUGGUGAAGUAAUUAUGCAAAGCCAAAAUCAAAGAUCUGUAAGGAAAUCUAACCUUUUUCCCGAGCAAUCAGCUGUAGAACAAACGGUAGCAGUUUCAGCUCCACUGUAUAUGCAAGAGGAUGAAAUGAACUCAUGGCUUCAAUCUCCACUUGAUGAUUCCUCCUUCGAUGAUUUUCUAAAUACUACACCGAGUUGUGACGCCGUGACCUCCGCCGCUGCACCGCAGGGAGAAAUUGGUACUUCGAAGGUGGAGAUCCGUCCGCCUCUGGUUCCGCCGUGUUCACGGCCGAUUAGAUGUACAGAGGGUGAAUUACCACAUCGAUUACAGAAUUUUGGGCAUUUUUCACGGUUGUCUGGUGAAGCGAUUUUACGAAAUGGUACUACAUCGAGUUCCGGUCACUCAGUUAGGGCAUCGACGAUUGUGGAUUCAAACGAGACUCCGGUAGCAGCACGCGUAUCAGAAAAUGUAACACCAGUUACCGCCAUGAAUGUCAGAGGAAGAGAACUGACGGCGACAACAAGCGGCGGUAGGGAGGUGACGAUGGCAUGCGAGUUGGCAUUGACAGCAUCUACAAGUGGCUCGGGAGGUAGUGUAAGCGCCAGAGCAGAACCGCCACAGCCGUCGCAUAUGGAGGCGGAUACGGCGGUGGAUGAUCGGAAACGGAAAAGUAGAGAAUCGGACGACAAUGAAGGUCAGAGUGAGGAUGUUGAAUAUGAGUUUGCUGAUGCAAGGAAGCAAGUAAGAAGUUCUACAUCGGCAAAGAAAUCUCGCGCAGCAGAGGUCCAUAAUCUUUCUGAAAGGAAACGCCGAGACAGAAUAAAUGAGAAGAUGAAGGCUCUACAAGAACUCAUACCUCGCUGCAAUAAGUCAGACAAAGCUUCAAUGCUGGAUGAAGCAAUUGAGUACCUUAAAUCAUUGCAAUUGCAAGUACAGAUGAUGGCCACGGGAUGCAGCAUGGUCCCUAUGAUGUAUCCUGGAAUCCCGCAAUACAUGCCAACUAUGGGAAUGAAUAUGAGCAUGGGGAUGGAUAUGAAAAUGGGCAGGAACCGGCCAAUAAUUUCAUAUCCGCCGCUAAUGCCAGGUACAGCAAUGCAGAAUGCAGCUGCAGCAGCACAAAUGGCUCCUCAAUAUCCUCUUCCGGCAUAUCACUUGCCACCCUUUCCUGCACCUGAUCCAUCCAGAAUCCCAGUUGCGAACCACCCAGAUCAUCCAAGGCUAAACUCACAUGUUGGACAUAAUAUUAGUCAGCCAAGACUUCCGAAUUUUAGUGAUCCAUACUAUCAAUAUUUUGGUCUACAGCAAGCACAACUGAUGUUACCCCAGAAUCAGGAAGUGGAACAGCUGAGCAGCAGUAAACUUAACAGCUGCAUAGAAGGAAGUGCAGGGAAUCAUCAAUCUGGUUGAUUACAACGAGAGCUUUCUCGCGAUCAAAUUUUGGUAGUGUAAGAGAAACAAGAAAUAAGAGUGGAGUCUACACUGGCUGACUACUAGUCUACUACAGUAUAUAACAUAACUAAUUUGUAGUUAUUAUGAUAGAACUAGUAUUGAUUCCUAUUUGAUAUCUCUUCAUAAUCCUCUCCUAAAGAGAACUGGUAUUCUGUUGAAACGUGUCACCAUCUCAUCUAAAAACUUGUACAGUUGGGAAGAA
Solanum pennellii is the source of this 1915-nucleotide messenger RNA. Its product is annotated as transcription factor PIF1-like. Bases 145 to 1671 code for a protein of 508 amino acids. Gene Ontology annotation, cellular component: nucleus. The record is from RefSeq and is a predicted model, not a curated record. Gene Ontology annotation, molecular function: protein dimerization activity. The transcript is spliced from 8 exons. Lineage: Eukaryota; Viridiplantae; Streptophyta; Magnoliopsida; Solanales; Solanaceae.